This is a messenger RNA of Sclerotinia borealis F-4128, 693 nucleotides long. NCBI's taxonomy places the organism in Eukaryota, Fungi, Ascomycota, Leotiomycetes, Helotiales, Sclerotiniaceae. The record is from the annotation of a GenBank genome assembly.
AUGCCUCCUCCAACCCAACAAUCCCGCCCCUUCUUCUCCACCUUCCUCGCCGCCUUCCGCUCCUCCCAACUAUCCUCCACCCCCAUCAUAAGCCACCCCAACUCAUCCUCCUCUCAUCCAAAACCCGUACACGCACAUUCGCAUUCACAUUCGCAUUCUCCAUCGCAAUCCAGCCCGUCGCAACCCCGUCAAAUAAGUACCAGUACAAAUCCUAGCUCCAAAUCCACAUCCACAUCAUCCACCACCAACACUCUCCUCGGCAUCGAUCGCAAUCGCGCCGCAAAUACAAAUACAAAUACGAACAAUACGCCCAUAGGAAGUUACGAAUCAAUCCCCAUCCCAAUACCAACAUCAAGUCCCAUCUCUACAUCCACAUCCUUUUCACCAAACCCAAACUCAAACCAAAAUCCAAACACCAACAUAAACACAAGCCAAAAUACAAAUAAAUACAAAAGCAAACUCCAAACAAAAGAAAGAAGAGGAAGCGAUAGUAGUUCGGAAGCAGAAGGGGGGUUCAGAGAUGUAAUGGGUAUGGAGAAAUGGUAUAUAGGGGGUAGGACGCAGAUGGGAGAGGAGAGAUAUUUUCGGUUGGGGGUGGUGGGGAGGAAUGGGGGGAUGGGGGGAGGAGGAGGAGGGGGAAGGGGGAGGAGGGGGAGUGGGGGAGAGAGGAGUUUGGAUCGUUUGAGUUUGUAG